AUGAACUCUGCGUGCUGGGAGGAGGUUUCCAAUAUGCAGCAGUUCUUUUUGAAGGAAGCAUCGAGCGUGCGCCACGAGCCAGCUCCGUCCAACGGUGGGCGUAACUGGCGCUGUGUGCCGAAAGGAACCGUGAUUUCUGCGUCUGGGGGUGAGGACCAUCAAUGCGAGCUCCGUCACGGGGAGGCCAAGUGCGAGUCGGUUUCUUUGAAAGGAGACUGGAAGGUCGAAGACAUUAAGAACGAAGACGGGUCUCCAAUGGAAGUCUUCUCGCCUGGAAAAGCAAGCGGGCCGAGGGCGACAUAUCCAGUGACCCCGUAUGACGUCAUGCACGAAAAGUGGGGGUAUCGAAGCAGGCAGGCAACUAACAUGGGCUGCAACAUUGCCGUCACCACAGUGAGCCUGACGAACUACACUGAGAUCGACCACGAGCUCGCGCAUCUGGUGGGGAAGCCUGUGCUGGUCGGCCCUGAUGCCUUCGUACCUGUCCGGGAUCCUAACGUUGAGGGAGGCAAGCGGUGGAAAAACAAGCACCCCACCGAAGUUGAGGUGGGAGAUGUGGUCUUCUUCCUCGACCCGUCCAACGAAACCGUAAGGCCCAGCUCGGUGACCAGCGUCCGACAGGUGCAAGAGCAGUUGACCGGCUACGAGUUUGUCACGGAUUCGAAGCUCUACUUCGCGGAUCACGUGGGUAUCUACUGCGAGGGCAGCAACAGUCAGCGGCUCUGGCCGAGCGCGUUGGUGCUCGCUGUCUCGGUCCUGUACUUCUGA
This is a messenger RNA of Symbiodinium sp. CCMP2456, 768 nucleotides long. The record is from the annotation of a GenBank genome assembly. Lineage: Eukaryota; Dinophyceae; Suessiales; Symbiodiniaceae.